Messenger RNA from Microthlaspi erraticum, 1353 nucleotides. NCBI's taxonomy places the organism in Eukaryota, Viridiplantae, Streptophyta, Magnoliopsida, Brassicales, Brassicaceae. The record is from the annotation of a GenBank genome assembly.
AUGCUUAAGACACUAACCAAGGAAGAUGAGGAAGAGAUUGAGAGGUUGAGGGAAGAGAGAAGGACCAAGAGGAGGAAUGACCCAAUCAGCAAGGAAGGAGAAGAGGUCAAUCAAGAAGUUGAGGAGAGUGAGCAUGAGAGCAAUGAGAAUGUGCCCAUGGAAGAGGAGGAGUCAGAGGAAGAAGAGGAUGAGCUCCCCAUGUACCAAGAGCAUUAUGAUGCUCUCUUCUCCAUGGACUUUGUGGAGACCAAGUACCCACAUGAUGACACAAUGAGGGCUCUUGGGAUCUUUGAGGAUGUGGAGCUGGUCCUCAAGAACAUGCGCUUGGCCAAGUUCUUCUCUUACCGCUUGGAGUCAUACAAGGAGCUCACUUGUGAGUUUUUGGCAUCAAUGAGGUUCCACAAGUAUAGGCAGCUCGAUCGAGCUGAGUUGGAUCAAGGUUGGGGAUGGAUCACGUUCUUGGCAAGGGGAGAAAGGAAGGCUGCUCAAAUCAGGAGCCCUGUGCUGAGAUAUGUCCACAAGGCUCUCGCCAACACCUUCUUUGCAAGGAAAGCCACUGGGACAAUAAAUGAAGGAGAGGUGAAGCUCCUUGACAUGGGAAUCAAGCCCAUCAUCUCACGCACCAAGGAUGGGAAGAAAUCAGAGGAGAUAGAAUCCAUGCAGGGAAUCUCAUGCCUCUCAUUGACCAGCUACUCUCCUACAAGACAACCGCCUAUAGCACUCGGUUUCAAACGGGUAGGAAGCUUAGUGUUGGAGGAGUCAUCACGCCUAUCCUCUGUGCAGCUGGAGUCCAUUUGGACAAGAGAAGUUGGGCAUGAAGAGGAUUUGCGAGAAGAGGAGCCUGAACUCGAUCGAGCUGAGGAUCGAGUUGAGGACCACGCUCAAGUGAAUGCGGAUUUGGGUGAGCCUGAGUGCUACUAUUUUGAGGAGUAUGAGGCUCCAAGGAUGAACCCCUCUGUUGUGGCUGCCCACAAGAGGAUUGGACUUCUCCAAAGGUUCAACAAGUGGCAAGGGAAAGCCAUGGACAAGAUGCAAAAGUCCAUGGACAAGAUGGUGAGCAAGAUCAAAAGUUUGGAGAAGAAGGUCUCUGGUUCUUCAAGCAAGAAGAAGAAGACACCCAUGGCUCCUACUUUCCCUAGGAGUAGAUCACUCCUCACCACCCCAAGGAGGUCUUUUGGAGCAUUCUGGAGCAUAUGGGACAUGAGGAGCAUGGAGGGACUUGGCAUGGACGCAGCUCAACUGGAUACGCAAAGGAAGAAGGGAGAAGCCAUCUUGAAGACCAGCUCGACCCUACUCGACCAACCGGUCGAGUUCCUCAACUCGACCGGCCAAGCUUCAACUCGAUCGAGCUGA